UCUGAAAGUGGAUCUGAUGAAGUAGUAGAUGUGUCUGGGGUCGACGCAGAUGACAUUGCUAGAGCGAGUAAACGAUGUCGUUACCUUGAAGCCGGCAUCCUAAUUUCCAGACCUCCUUCCUCACCAGCCAUUGCUUCCGGCACAGUGACAGUUGCGACAGGCACAGGCGAAGGUCCACGACCAGUCGAGGCUCGUCUGCUGGAACGCGAGGCCGCCCUCUCUAGUCUUGGUUUGGUUGAGCACAAACUUAUCAUGACCAGCACGCUUCCCCUGGCAUAUGCACAUACACGCGCCAAAUUGAUGACCAAGCUGAUUGCCAUCUGCCAGAGCCCUUAA
Messenger RNA from Protopolystoma xenopodis, 336 nucleotides. The record is from the annotation of a GenBank genome assembly. Lineage: Eukaryota; Metazoa; Platyhelminthes; Monogenea; Polystomatidea; Polystomatidae.